AUGUUAAUAUUCAUUUGCGGUCUUAUAAGGUUGCCUUUAAAUAUAAAGAUGCUAUUUGCGUUCAUGAGCGAUUCACUGCCGAUAUUUGGAAGCAGAAGGAGAAGCUAUCUAACAAUUGGAUCUCUCACUGUUUUAUUUGCCAUGUUGAUGUUGGGUAUUCCGAAUGAACAAGGGAUCGUUGCAACAACAUCCUAUUUGACGCUGUCUUAUCUGGGAAUGACAAUGUGUAAUGUAGUUGGAGAGGCGCUCGUUAUAGAAUCUGGGCGACAUCAGUCGAACGACCAGGUCACGCGGUCCAUGUCUGCUUUUUGUGCCUUUAGGAAAUUGACAUUUGCCGCAAUACUCUAUUUGGGUGCUGUCCUUAUGAUGGUAGUUCCAACGAGAAAGGUGUUUUUGAUAGCAUCAGUGUUGCCAAUUAUUGUCUUCAUAACGACGCCCUUUAUUCAAGAACGUGAGGUUGUUGUAUUCCCAAGCGUUCAAAACCAAUGGUCACGUCUGGUAACAUUUGCAUCUAUGCCAGAGAUUAGGAAACCUGCAUUCUUUCUAUUUAUAACUAUGCUUGCUCCAUCUGCUUGGACCGCAAUGUUUUAUUUUAUGACGGAAAAACUACAUUUUGAGCCGGAACUUUUUGGAAGGUUGGCAGCCGUCCAGGCUCUGGCUGGUCUGAUUGGUAUAUAUUGUUAUGCAAAGUUUUUCAGGGAGGUUAACGUACGAAAACUUUUUAUUAGUGCAGCAAUUCUGGUAUCAUUUUUCUGCCUACUAAGUAUCGUAUUGGUUAAAAGGUGGAAUCUUGCUAUGGGAAUUCCAGAUAGUGCGUUUGCCAUAACAGAUAACUCCAUGUUGGAGUUUGUUAGCGAGAUUUAUUCAAUUCCGAUAUUUGUCACAUCCAUACGUCUGUGCCCACAGGGAAUUGAAUCAAGCAUGUAUUCACUAUUGUGGAGUAUACAAUUUGUUGGAUCUAAUGUUAGUACAUACAUUUCAGCCUUGGCAACGCAUCUUUUCGGAGUGGACAAGGGAAAUUUUGAUGGACUUGUCCCACUCAUCAUAUUAUGUUCAGUUUUGCAUUUGAUCCCAAUCAUGUUUGUCUGGAUGAUUCCUGAAGGAGUACCAGGCAAUACUGUUGGUGAUCAAUCCGAACUUGAUUCAUGUCUUACUCAUGGUAAGUUGAAUAUUUAA
Molecule: messenger RNA, 1176 nt
Organism: Theileria equi strain WA
Lineage: Eukaryota; Apicomplexa; Aconoidasida; Piroplasmida; Theileriidae
Product: BT1 folate/biopterin transporter family protein
Exons: 1
Coding region: 1-1176 (391 amino acids)
Source: RefSeq, a predicted model, not a curated record